This is a messenger RNA of Trichomonas vaginalis G3, 2502 nucleotides long. RefSeq names its product ankyrin repeat and SOCS box-containing protein 4 family. Lineage: Eukaryota; Parabasalia; Trichomonadida; Trichomonadidae. Gene Ontology annotation, cellular component: nucleus. Gene Ontology annotation, biological process: positive regulation of transcription by RNA polymerase II. Bases 1 to 2502 code for a protein of 833 amino acids. The record is from RefSeq and is a predicted model, not a curated record. Gene Ontology annotation, molecular function: transcription cis-regulatory region binding; protein binding. The transcript has a single exon.
AUGAAUAAAUAUUAUUUUGAUGAGCUUAUGGAAUUACACAAAGAUUAUAUUGAUGUAAGUGAUGCAAUAUAUAAACUAAAGACAUUUCGAGAAGACGAAAUAAACGAAAUAUACAAAGAUAUCAAAAUCAAGCUGAUCGAAACUAAGAAGAUUAUGCCAAUUGCUAUUAUUAGAAUGAUUACAAAUGCUGCUAUCUACAAUAAUCGCUAUUUUAAGUCAUACUGGACACUUUUCAAAAAGUUCUAUGAAGAAUAUCAUGAAACAUAUUAUAAUACGUGUCCAAUAUUUGAUUACUUUAUUUACAUAGAAUAUGGAAUUGUUUUUCAUGAGAAGAACAAGAGGCAUCUCAAGAAAAUCGAAAAAUCAAACUAUACAAUGGAUAUUCAUCUAGAAAAUACGAUUUAUCGAUCAAUUAUGUAUGAUGAUAUCAAAUCAUUUAUAUCUUUCGUAGAAAAAGAUAACUUUGAAAAAGAUCAAAAACUUCGAAGUUAUUUCUAUCCAGAAUCAGAGCUUAGAAUAGAAUAUCAAGGAAAAGAUGGUUUUUCAUUACUUGAAUUAUGUUGUUAUCAUGGAUCAGUCAAAUAUUUCAAGUUUUUACUUACAAAAUUCAAACCAGAAAUUACAGAAACAUGUGUCCAAUUCUCAUUUUUAGGCGGUAAUGCAGAUAUUAUAAAUGAAUGCUUGAAAGAAGAAGAUCCUGAUGAAAAAUGCAUGGAAUUUGCUAUUAUUUCUCAUAACAUUGAUUUUGUCACAUUUUUAAAAGAAGAAUAUGAAAUUGAUAUUGAUUUAUCCAAUUGUGGAAACCACGACAACCUUCAUGCAUUCUUAAUUUGCUUUGAUCAAACAUCAAAUAUCGACAAAUGCCUUAUUAACUCAUUUUUAUUUCAAAUUCAAUCUAUUUCUAAAUAUUUUAUUUCACUCGGUGCAGAUAUUAAUGCGACAGAUAACAGUGUGAAUGCUCUUCAUAUUGCAUCAUCCUUUAAUACUAAAGAAACUGUUGAAUUUCUUCUUUCACAAGGAUUGGAUAUCGAUUCAACGAAUAAAGAUAGAAUUACAGCACUGGCCCAUGCAGUUACAUUUUGUAGAAAAGAGAUUGUAGUUUAUCUAUUAUCAAAAGGAGCAAAUAUUAAAAUUGUCGAUCAAGAAGGAAGAUCUGUUCUUCAUUUAGCUUUGUAUAAUUAUUGGAAAGAAAUGGUAGAACUUCUCCUUUCGUAUGGAGCUGAUAUUGAAGCUAAAGCUAAAAAUGGUCAAACACCACUUCAAUUGGCAGUUGCAACAAAAAAUAUUGAUGCAAUAGAACUUCUUCUAUCACAUGGAGCAAACAUCAAUGCCUAUGAUCAAGAUGGUCAAACAGUAUUCCUUUUAUCUAUUUCUACCAAUGACAUAGAAAUAAUAAAGUUUAUCUUGUCACAUGGUGCAAAUAUUUAUUUAAAAGAUAAAACCGAAAUGUCCGCAAUUCAUUAUGCAGCAGCAUCAGAAUGUGAAGAAGUAAUAAAAAUUCUUCUUCCUUAUAGUUUUGAUAUCAAUGCUAAAGACAUUGGUGGCAUGACAGCUCUUCAUAUUGCAGUUUCUUUCGAUAACAUAAAUAUAGUCGAGCUUCUUCUUUCAAAUGGAGCUGACGUAAACGUAAUCAACGGGGAUGGAAUGACAGCUCUUCAUUUUGCAUCUGCAUCAAAUAACAAAGAGAUAGUUGAACUUCUUCUCUUGCAUGGUGCUGACGUAAACUUCAGAGGAGAAUGUCAGAUGGCAGCUCUUCAUUUUGCGGUUAAUUCAAAUAACAAAGAGUUAGUUGAAUUCCUUCUUUUGCAUGGUGCUGACGUAAAUUUGAAAGGAGAUGAUGGGAUUGCAGCUCUUCAUGUUGCAGCUACUUUGAAUAACAAAGAGCUGGCAGAAAUAUUAAUUUCAUAUGGUGCAGACAUCAAUUCAAAAGAAAUUGAUGGUAUAACAGCUCUUCAUAUUACUUCUAAGCAUGAUAAUAAAGAAAUGACCGAGUUUCUUCUUUUACAUGGUGCUGAUGUCAAUACAAAAGGUAAAAAUGGAGUAACUCCUAUGCUUCAUUUAGUUCAGACUAAUAAUAGAGAAAUAAUGCAACUUUAUCUUUCGUUCGGUGCAGAUAUUAAUAUUAAAGAUGAAAUUGACCAAACAUAUCUUCAUUAUGCAGUUCCAUCCAAAAACAAAGAGACAAUAGAAUUCCUCCUUUCAAAUGGUGCAGAUGUCAAUGCAAAAGAUAUAGAUAGAAUGGAACCGAUUCAUUACUCUAUUUCUACAGAAGACAAAGAGAUAAUUGAGCUCAUUCUAUCAUAUGGUGCAAAUGUUAAUGCAAAAGAUAAUAAAAAUAAAACUCCUCUUCAUUAUGCUGCAGAAAAUAACCUUAAUACUGCUGUCGAGAUUCUUAUUUCAGACGGGGCAGAUGUCAAUGCAAAGGAUAAUAAUAAUAAAACUGCUCUCCAUUAUGGACAAGAGAAUAAAAACAAUGAAAUAAUGAAGCUUCUCGAUUCAUAG